AUGCCUUUCGCGUUACAAAAAGCUGUCGCUCCGGCGUCGAGAUUCGUGGCGAGAAACACAUUCCGAUCCGUCCGGACACCAUUUAUCCCAUUCUCCCUGCGAGCAGCUUCAACUAUGGUUCCCAAGCUUAAAGACCAAUCUCUGCUGAAGCAGGAUGUUUGCUACGUCAACGGCGAAUGGAUCAAGGCCAAGUCUGGCAAGACUUUUGAAGUAACCGACCCCGCCACCGGCGAGAAAAUCGGAACAUGUCCCGAGUUCACCAAGGCCGAUACGGACGCCGCCAUCGCCGCGGCCUCCACGGCUUUCGAGACCUUCCGCACCAAGACGGGCCGUGAGCGCUCUAAGCUGCUGCGUCGCUGGUACGACCUCAUGAUGGAGAACGCCGAGGACCUUACCACCCUUAUCACAUGGGAGAACGGCAAGCCUGUUGCUGACGCUAAGGGCGAAGUCACCUACGCCGCGAACUUCUUUGAGUGGUUCAGUGAGGAGGCGCCCCGUAUCUACGGUGACACUAUUCCCUCUUCCGUUCCUGGUAACCGUGUGUGGACUAUCAAGGAGCCGGUCGGCGUUUGCGGUCUCAUUACCCCAUGGAACUUCCCCGCUGCUAUGAUCACCCGAAAGAUCGGCCCCGCGCUCGCCACGGGCUGCACAGUCGUAUGCAAAGCCCCUGGCGAGACGCCCUUCACCUCCCUCGCCAUUGCUGAGCUGGGCCACCGCGCCGGUAUCCCCAAGGGUGUUGUCAACGUCAUCACCUCCCUCGACAACACCCCCGAAGUCGGUGAAGCGCUCACUACCUCGCCGACCGUGAAGAAGAUCUCCUUCACCGGCUCCACCAACGUAGGCAAGCUUCUCAUGAAGCAAUGUUCUGGCACCCUUAAGAAGCUCUCUAUGGAGCUGGGUGGCAAUGCGCCCUUCAUCGUUUUCGACGAUGCAGAUGUCGACGCCGCCGUUGCUGGCGCCAUUGCCUCUAAGUUCCGCUCUUCCGGACAGACCUGCGUCUGCGCCAACCGCAUCUACAUCCAGAGCGGUGUCUAUGACGAGUUCGCCCAGAAGUUCGCCGCCGAAGUCAAAAAGUUCAAGGUCGGCAACGGUUUCGACAAGGACAUCACCCACGGACCCCUCAUUCACGACCGCGCCAUUGACAAGGUCGACGCGCACAUUCGCGACGCCGAGAAGAAGGGCGGAAAGGUCGUCGUCGGCGGAAACAAGCUGAACAACCUGGGCUCCAACUUCUACGAGCCGACUGUCAUCACCGGCAUGACCAACGAGAUGGCCAUGGCCGAGGAGGAGACCUUCGGACCCGUCGCGGGUCUGUUCUCGUUCAAGACUGAGGAGGAGGUCGUCAAGCUCGCAAACGCGACGAACGUCGGUCUUGCUGGCUACUUCUUCUCGCGGGAUAUCCAGCGCGUGCAUCGCGUUGCGGAGCACCUCGAGGUCGGCAUGGUUGGUGUGAACACCGGUCUCAUCUCCGACCCUGCCGCGCCUUUUGGAGGUGUCAAGGAGUCUGGUUUCGGAAGAGAAGGAUCUCUGUACGGUAUCUCGGAGUACCAGAUUACGAAGAUGGUUACGUACGGCGGCAUGGGCCAGCCUCUGCAAAAGUAG
Colletotrichum karsti is the source of this 1602-nucleotide messenger RNA. RefSeq names its product succinate-semialdehyde dehydrogenase. Gene Ontology annotation, biological process: GABA catabolic process. NCBI's taxonomy places the organism in Eukaryota, Fungi, Ascomycota, Sordariomycetes, Glomerellales, Glomerellaceae. Bases 1 to 1602 code for a protein of 533 amino acids. Gene Ontology annotation, molecular function: succinate-semialdehyde dehydrogenase (NAD+) activity. The record is from RefSeq and is a predicted model, not a curated record. The transcript is spliced from 4 exons.